UUAUGUCACAGAGUUUGUAGAUUUGGGCAAUGUCUCUGCUCUACAGACAUUCCGUGUUCUUCGAGCGCUAAAAACUAUCACCGUCAUUCCAGGUCUAAAAACAAUUGUGGGAGCUUUGAUCCAGUCUGUGAAGAAGCUUGCUGAUGUGAUGAUCCUCACUGUGUUCUGUUUGGCGGUCUUUGCCCUCAUUGGCCUGCAACUCUUCAUGGGGAACCUGCGACACAAGUGUGUUCGAUGGCCACCUUUUCCCAAUGACACCCUGC
Pseudonaja textilis is the source of this 263-nucleotide messenger RNA. The record is from RefSeq and is a predicted model, not a curated record. NCBI's taxonomy places the organism in Eukaryota, Metazoa, Chordata, Lepidosauria, Squamata, Elapidae.